Molecule: messenger RNA, 2894 nt
Organism: Eupeodes corollae
Lineage: Eukaryota; Metazoa; Arthropoda; Insecta; Diptera; Syrphidae
Exons: 8
Coding region: 724-2769 (681 amino acids)
Source: RefSeq, a predicted model, not a curated record
UUCAGAUGUGCCCUCGGCUCUUGUUGACGCCAUUCGCAAGCCUCACAUCCAAGAUCCAACAGGUGAACACACAAAGUAGCUCUAUUCGGUCGUUCGGUCGGUCUGAGUCGUUUGGCGAUCCGUAUAGGAACAUAAUUUCAAUGAUCGUACGUGCGGACUUCCUUUUCCGAUUCGAUAUUAUUUUUUGAAAAUUCAAUCGAUUGAACAAAUUAACGGUAAUGUUUGGUGAAAUUGUGAUCUAUUAAAUAGAGUGUUGAAGAAUUUGAAUCCCAGUGAAUUGGUAGUUCAAAACUUAUGGUUUCGUUUAGAAGAUUCAAGAUUUCUUUUGUCUAUGGUGAUUAUAACCUCUGUGAAAGGGUAUAAUUAAAUUUUUAAUUGCCCUUGUGUAACAACUGUCGGGCCGCGGGCGCCUAAAUCCCGGAAACCCAACAAUAAAAAAAAAACUCUCUUAAAAAUUUAUGAAAUUCCAGUUUCGAAAGAAAGUGUUUUGUGUAAUGUUGAAGUUUUUCCUGUUCGCUUAUUGCAUAUCAAAUUCACUUUCCAUGCUAAUUUCGUAGGUAGAUUUAUUAAAUUUUGUAUACCGCACCGUACUCCACCGCCACCGCAUCGCGUCGCGUCGCGAACCAUCACACUUGUGCUGUGGAUCGUUGCAGUGGUUUUAAAUUGAAAUAGCGUCACUGUUUUUUAAAUUUUUUAAGUUAAAAAACCCGAAAUUGGAUCAACAUGCAGAAAUUCAUUAAGCUGAAUAACCACGAACCAAAUAAUGUUGAAGAAGAACAAACAAGUAGUACGAGUCUACAUGCAAGUAAAGUAAAAUUAGUUGGAUACUUGAAGAAAAAGAGAACUAAAGUAGGAGGCUGGCGUAAAAUGUGGUUUGUUCUACAAAACCAACUUUUACUUUCAUAUCCAUCUAAAGAGGAUUACGACAAGAAAUUGGUUUCAUUCAAAGAUGUUUUGAAUUUAGUUCCAGGAACUGUUGUACGUCCAUUAGGAGGAUAUCGUUUUGCAAUACAAACAACAUCAGAAAGUGUUUUUAUAUUUCGAUGUGAUGAUAAUAAAACAUACAUGGAAUGGAUCACAGCUCUAGUGGAUAGUUUGUCCAUAGGUUCAAAAGCUGUAAAACAGCAAAACAAGGAUGGGUAUGGGGCAGGGGGAAUGGUUAAAAGGCCGCUGCAGGGUAGUCAUAGCUGCAGCUCACUUGUCCGUUCUAAAAAGAAUAAAGCAGUUCAUAUUCCUAUUGUUCAUGGAACAGCAAGGAUUCUCAACAGGACUGGACUUUCUGAAAAUGACCUUCGAGCAUUUUCUCUUCGUGAUACUAAUGAAAGGUCGACUACGUCGUCGUCGUCGUCGAAUCACUUCUGUUUACAUGAGACUCAAUUCCUUCUCCAGAACCAGUCCAAUGAAGUAUCUCGGAUAAAUCGAAUGUUUUGUGGCAGUGCAUCAUCUGAGGUGGAUACAAGUUUAACAAUAUACCCCGCCAUCGCCGGAAGUAGUGAUAAAGGAUUUGCUCAACAAUCGCUGACACAUCAGCCGUUAAAAAAAUCUACAACAAUGAAGGCAAAGUUGUCGGGCUUAAAAGGAAACCAUCGGCAGUUUGAGAGUGAAAGUGGUGAAGUGAAUCAGAAAAGUGUUAUCAAUAGAAAAAUACAUGAUUUGUUAAAUUAUAUUAAAACGGAUAAUUUUACAAUGAUUGAGGAUAAAUUAAGUGAAAGUGACUUUGCCAGUGACAUCAAUGCAAAUAGACGAUGUGAUUUGAAAAGGGUAUUAAUGGAUAAUGAAAGGAAGAAAAAGAAUCACAGUGACAAUACUGCUAUAGCAGCAGCUAUCAAUGGUCGAAGGAACACACGGAUUGAGGAUCAAGUUCAACGGUUGAGUUUACAAGGGUCAAGUGCAUUUAAAAUUGAUGACAAAAAGAAUAUAUCCAUGGAUGAGGAAGUUAAUUGCCUUCGUUUGAGUUCGACAAUACGAAAGGAAGAAGAAGAACAAGAAAAACAAAGAGAAGAAAAAGAAGAAGAAGAAAGAAGAAGUCCAUUUUCAAGGCAUCAUCAUCGCCACCAUGGGAAAAGGCCUGAAGCCGGAUGCUCAUCAUCGUCAGCUGGAUCUGGCUCUGGUUCUGGUUCUGGAUGUUCAUCAUCAACAUUGUCAUCGUCCUCGUCGUCGGGAAGGACAAUCGAAUCAUUAUCGCAUCACAAUGAUAAAGAUAAUAAUGGAAGUGAAAUAAGUGAGGAUAUUGCUAAGAAGAAUGAACCUAUUUAUGCUGUAGUUGACCUAAAAAAUAAAUACGAACAUCGAGCGAGGAUACGCCAACGACACGAAAUGGAAGAAAAACGAAAAAGUCGUUUAGGGCAAAUGAAUGACUUGGAUGAGGUCACAACUGAUUAUGAAGAGGUUUUCGACUUUCCUCAUGAAGCAUUGGAGGACAAUAACUACAUUAGACAUUGUUAUGAUGAUGAAAAUAUUUAUGAACCGAUAAACAUUCCAGAUCCUCCAUUUAGAGAUCAUAAACAUCGAAAUGUUGUUUGGAAAUACAUUUCACGCCUUAACAUUGACACCCUUUUUGAAAUGGCUCGAAAUAGGAAAAAAUCAGUCAAACCUCCUUCGGAACACACGUCUCCAUUUGCGAAUAUAAAACAAAAAAUCGGUCAUCAUCGGAAAUCACUAAGAAUUCGAAUGAUCAAAUUUUAUGCAUCACGUGAAAAUCCCCAAGUGUCACAAGAAAUUGUAGAACAAAUAAGUAAUGACGACAAAAUAGAUCAAUGUCAAAAAUAACUCUAAGUUUAAGGUUUUAUCUUAUUAUUUUAUGUUUGUUUGUUAAAUGCAUUUCAAUCAAUUGGAAUUAAAUAAUUUUAUUUAUAUGUUUUUAUAUAAAGUUAACUAUUUAAUUGUAAGAAAAA